AUGUCUGCUACCGUAAUGAAUGCCUUGUUUAUUCUAUCUUCAUUUUCCGUCUUAUGGGUAGUUGCUUUAGCUCACAAACACGAACAUUUUCUUCAAUGUCUCUCUAUACACUCUAGAGACAUUUCUAAGGUCAUAUACACUCCAAUCAAUUCCUCUUAUUCUUCCCUUUUGAGCUCCUAUGCUCUAAACCCUAGAGUCUCCACUCCUGCGACCCCAAACCCUCGUGUCAUCAUCAAACCAUCGCACCUUUCCCACAUUCAAGCUGCCGUGGUUUGCUCCAAAAGCCAUGGCUUCCGAAUCCGAACACGAAGCGGCGGGCACGACGCCGAGGGUCUUUCUUACAUCUCCCACCACCUCCCAUUCAUCGUUGUCGACUUGAAAAAUCUCAACUCCAUCGCGGUCGACAUCGAGAACAACACUGCAUGGGUUCAGUCUGGUGCAACCAUAGGUGAGGUCUAUUACGAAAUUGCUAAGAAAAGUCGAACGCUCGCAUUUCCAGCUGGUGUUUGCCCCACGGUGGGGUUUGGUGGGCACUUGAGUGGCGGUGGCUAUGGGUGGUUGAUGAGAAAAUAUGGGCUUGCGGCGGAUAAUGUGGUGGAUGCUUACUUGGUGGAUGCUUAUGGGAAGGUUUUGGAUAGGGAGGCGAUGGGGGAGGACUUGUUUUGGGCCAUUAGAGGCGGCGGUGGAGGGAGCUUUGGGAUCGUUGUGGGGUGGAAGGUGAAGCUGGUUGCUGUUCCAGCCAUUGUGACAACUUGUCAGCUGGAGAAGAACUUGGACGGAUAUGCAAAGAAGCUUGUAUAUCAAUGGCAAUAUGUUGCCAAUAAAAUGGAUGAAAAUCUACUACUUGGCGUCAACUUGACUGGUGGGAAUCCAACUGAAGGAGCAAAACCAAAUCACAAGGCAACAUUCUUCUCUUUAUUUCUUGGAAACUCACACCAACUCAUUGCAACCAUGAACACAACAUUCCCUCAAUUGGGGUUAACAAACAACGAUUGCCAACAAACAAGCUGGAUACAAUCAACCCUCCUUGCAGCAGGCUUCACAAACAGAGACCCCUUGGAAUUCUUGCUAACCAAAACAUCAUUCAACACCGUCGCCUACAAAAUCAAAUCCGACUACGUCAACAAACCCAUCUCCAAGCAUGCAUUCAAGGGGAUUUGGGACAGAUUAAAGUCCCCAAAAAUGGAAUCUGCACAGCUUUUGUUGUUCCCUUAUGGUGGAAGAAUGAGCCAAAUUCCUACGUGGGAGACUCCUUUUUCACAUAGAGCUGAGUUUAUGUACAAAAUCUCGUACGUUGUGGGGUGGGCAGAGCAAAGCAUGGAGGCAAAUGAGAGGAAUUUGAAUUGGGUUCGAGAAUUUUAUGAGUACAUGAGUCCUUUUGUUUCGAACUCACCCAGGGCUGCCUAUGUUAAUUACAGAGAUCUUGACAUUGGAAUGAACAAUGAGUAUGGUAGCACGAGCUACGAGGAAGCUCGUGUUUGGGGGGAAAUGUACUUUGGGGAUAAUUUCAAGAGGCUUGUGCGUGUUAAGAACAAGGUUGAUCCUUUAAAUUUCUUUAGGCAUGAACAGAGUGUACCUCCUCUCACACUGUCAUAGGCUUAAUUGUCUCGUUUGUAUGGA
Cucurbita pepo subsp. pepo (vegetable marrow) is the source of this 1620-nucleotide messenger RNA. Its product is annotated as tetrahydrocannabinolic acid synthase. The record is from RefSeq and is a predicted model, not a curated record. Lineage: Eukaryota; Viridiplantae; Streptophyta; Magnoliopsida; Cucurbitales; Cucurbitaceae. Gene Ontology annotation, molecular function: oxidoreductase activity; FAD binding.